GCCGCAGUUCUGUACAUUGUCGGUCAGCUGCUCACACAGAUUUCAACAGAAAUACACAGAUAGCAGCGAAAUCAUAACACACUGUCAAUAUUCUCGACUACACACGAAUGACCGAAAACACGACACAUUACUUCACUGAAGACUGAUCAACAGAUCGACGUGUUUGGUGUAGCCUCUUUGGAACAAGACAAUCAUUCAUAUUUGCAAUGGAGGAGCUUCAUGUCCAUUGCUUGAAAUGUGUGAACCGAAGAUGUAUGAUAAGACCGGAAGCUAGUGUGUCCUGUGACCUCAUGGGUUGCCCUCUUGUGUGCGGAGCCAUUUUCCACUCAUGCAAACUGAAUGAACACCGCUUGCUGUGCCCGUAUGAAAGAGUGCCAUGUCUAAACCAUGGAUUCGGAUGUCCAUUUACCGUCCCCAGAGUCAAGAUGGCUCAGCACCUUGAAACGUGUCCAGCCAGCGUUGUGUGUUGCACUAUGGAAUGGAACCGCUGGCCGGUGAGCUAUGCCGAUCGCAAGUCCUACGAGAAUUUGAGUAAGGAAGUUUGUGAUGUGGAACAGCUUGAUAUGGCUUUGGCUCUUCAGGAUCAACGUAUGCUGUUGGAGUCUCUGAAAGUGGCAACCACCUUGACGAAAACAGUGGAAGUGCAGAAUCAGGAAAAUAAAAGGAUGAACUCUGACCCAUGUGAAACAGAAUUGAUAGAAACGGAGGAGGAAGAAUACGCAAUCUCAGCGGAGAACAGUAGAGACUUUGCAGCCACUUUGGAAGUUCUUAAUAGUGCAAAGAAUAUCGACUUGAUUGUGGAAGAUCCUAAAGGUAAGGAGAGAAAUGGAGUUUGUGUAGGUGGCAAGAAUGGCGAUGGGGACUUUAGGAAUGAAGAAAUGAAGGAAAGUGAUACGGACUCAGACUCUGAUCUGGGAGCUGUUGGUGGAGCCGACUGUCCUUUUCCAGUGGACCCAGAGGAAGAAGGAGAUGAUUGGUUGGUGAACAUGUCUUCUGAGGAAGAGGAGGAAGUGAAUGGUGGGAUAGAACUUAACGGACUCAAUGGAUUUCAUGAGGAAGGGGACGAAGACAACCGGGACAAUCUUGAAGAUGCAUCCUUAAAUGUCAGGCAGGUGUUGCCUUAUCAUUCCAUGCCUAUUGUAGCACGGGAGCCAGAAGUUGCUCAACUACCUCUUGCUUUGCCUAUCCCUCUGCCUAACUUGAUGCACAACAACGUCCUGCACCAUUUGCCUUUAAGGAUUGAAGACCGAUGGCUGGAGCGCAAGUUGGAGAACCUCCAGGCACUCAGGGGCGUGAACUUGUUUACACUCAAUGGGCGAAAGGCACUGUUGUACGACCCCUAUUUGUUCAAAGCCAAGAUGGAGGACAAGUCGGUUGACACGUCUGACCUUGAAGUGGCAGAUGAUCCAAUGGGCCUUAAUGGCAUUGACCUCAUCACGGCCGCCUUGCUCUUUUGUUUGGGUGACUCACCUGGCGGUAGAAGCAUCUCAGACAGUCGCUUUGUUGACAGGUAUCGCAUCGACUUGGGCACCCAGACCUUUUCCCUCCCUUCUGCAAUACUGGCCACCAGCACCAUGGUGGGCGACAUCGCCUCGGCGUCCGCCUGUGACCACGCCAGUCCACAACUAUCCAACCCCAGCCCGUUCCACAGCCUCAGACUGGACCUGGUCUUGGAGUGUGUCACUCGCUAUCAGACCAAACAGCGCUCUAUGUUCACCUUCGUGUGCGGACAGCUGUUUCGCAGGGACGAGUUCUCAUCCCAUUUUAAGAAUGUCCACGGGGACAUCCACGCAGGUCUUAAUGGAUGGAUGGAGCAGAGAUGCCCGCUGGCGUAUUACGGAUGCACGCACUCUCAGAGAAGAUUCUGCCCCUCGGUACAAGGUUCUAGAAUCAUCCAUGACAGACAUUUGGGCUCUUUUGGGGUCCAGCCUGGCUUAGUAGCUUGUCCAGAUGAACCAUUUGCAAGAAGCGCCUGUCAUUAUGGCUACCUCUGUGACCGUCUGAGCGACCUGCCCUUUGAGUUACUCCAACAUAUUGCAGGCUUCCUCGAUGGCUUCAGCUUGUGCCAGCUGUCCCGGGUGUCACGCACUAUGAGGAAUGUGUGUGCCAGUUUGCUUCAGGCCCGUGGCAUGGUGGUCCUGCUCUGGGAGAAGACAAAACGCGAUGAUGGAACCUCAUCCUGGCUGGUACAAGACAAGGUGUGGAGAUUCAGUACCGCCUUUGACACUGUGAACGAGUGGAAGUUCGCCAACAUUUCCAGCAUGGCAGACCACCUGAAGACCUGCAAGUAUAACACAGUAGCACGCAGAGAAGACGCCGUACCGCUCCCGUGCAUGAGCUUCACGAGAGAGCUCACGAAGGAGGGACGAUCUCUGCGCUCAGUGCUGAAACCAGUCAUAUAGACGGUCAGAAACAGACAGAAAUGCUGCUCAGAGGUUUUGAUUUGUUUUAUCAUACAUCAGAUGUGCUGAUAGACAUUUUACACGCCUUAUUUGUUCAACAGAACGGCACUUUUUUAUGGCAAAGUAGAAAAAACUCAAGCUGUAGCAUCAAGAAAAUAAACCACUUUUGGAAGAGA
This is a messenger RNA of Triplophysa rosa, 2578 nucleotides long. It is a transcript of the gene fbxo30a, whose product is annotated as F-box protein 30a. The transcript is spliced from 3 exons. Lineage: Eukaryota; Metazoa; Chordata; Actinopteri; Cypriniformes; Nemacheilidae. The coding region runs from base 207 to 2402 and encodes 731 amino acids. The record is from RefSeq and is a predicted model, not a curated record. Gene Ontology annotation, molecular function: protein binding; ubiquitin protein ligase activity; zinc ion binding.